Messenger RNA from Drosophila persimilis, 704 nucleotides. RefSeq lists its product as uncharacterized. The coding region runs from base 1 to 633 and encodes 210 amino acids. NCBI's taxonomy places the organism in Eukaryota, Metazoa, Arthropoda, Insecta, Diptera, Drosophilidae. The transcript is spliced from 3 exons. The record is from RefSeq and is a predicted model, not a curated record.
AUGUGUGCUGCUAUAUUAAAAUUUGUUAAAUUAGGACCCAGCGCAGCCACAAGGCUCCACAGAAGCCUGCAAACAAGUUCCCUGCGAUGCAAGUUGCGGAAUGCGGCGCCGGCCCCCGAUGUGGAAAGAAAGCUUCUAUUUAAUGACCGGUUGCCGGAUACGUAUAGAUUAAUCUAUCGUGCACCAUUAGAAAAUUAUGUAAGCUGGACCAAGAAUGUGUCUACGGCGACGGUUUCUAUGCUUGGCCUGGUGGCCGCCUUUCACUUUGCCACGAACAUGAAUUUGGAAAACAUCACCCAAAAAAUCAACAUAUCUUUGCUGGUGUCCCAUGAAUCAGAUUUGUAUUACUUCUUGGCAGGAUUUGUGCUAAUCAACCUGGCCAUACGCACAUUUGUGGCCAAAUAUCCCCUCAGGAUUUAUAAGAGUGCUGAUAAAUAUGUGGCUGUUUAUGGAUCGCAGCUUCCGUUGGGAACUGUGAAGCAUUAUUUCGAAAGGGGACAGAUUGCUGAAUACAGGAACGUACUGAAUCCUUGGAGCCACAUUAUGUACAGGCUGGGGAACCGCUCUUCCAUGCUACUGAUCGACUACUUUAAGACGCCGUCAGAGUUUCACCAGCUGUUUGCGGAAAAAUGAUUGCGUUUUCUUUUGAGUUAUACUUGAGUUAGGAAUGUUGAUUAUAUAGAUUUAUACAGCGAUCCACACAA